This is a messenger RNA of Melitaea cinxia (Glanville fritillary), 612 nucleotides long. RefSeq names its product mediator of RNA polymerase II transcription subunit 31-A (gene MED31). The transcript has 4 exons. NCBI's taxonomy places the organism in Eukaryota, Metazoa, Arthropoda, Insecta, Lepidoptera, Nymphalidae. The record is from RefSeq and is a predicted model, not a curated record. The coding region runs from base 1 to 420 and encodes 139 amino acids. Gene Ontology annotation, molecular function: transcription coregulator activity. Gene Ontology annotation, biological process: regulation of transcription by RNA polymerase II. Gene Ontology annotation, cellular component: core mediator complex; mediator complex.
AUGAUGGCUGGUAAAGUCAUGGAGACAGAAGAACAGAACAGAAUAAGAUUUCAAGUGGAGUUGGAGUUUGUACAGUGCUUAGCUAAUCCUAAUUACAUACAUUUUUUAGCACAACGCGGGUACCUUAAAGAGCAGCCCUUCAUCAAUUACCUCAAGUACUUACAAUAUUGGCGUGAACCUGAGUAUGCUAGAUAUUUAAAAUAUCCAAUGUGUUUACAUUUUCUUGAAUUAUUACAACACGAGGCAUUUCGGAGAGAAUGUGUAUCAGCUCAGGUUUGCAAAUUUAUGGACGACCAAGCAAUUUUAUUAUGGCAACACUAUACCAGACGUCGUACGCGUACCUUACAACCGCCGGACGCUCCAGCGCCGCCCGCGCCUCCCGCACCCCCUCAGCAAGGACAACCAAGACAACAAUCAUGAAUCAAAAUGUAAACUGAACUACGUGCAAUCUCGAUACUGAAUUUUGCUAAAGGUCUACGAUCAGGGAUUUCCAAAGUGGCUGAUUUCGACUCCUUGCGAUCAAAAUGGUGUUUUUACGGGUCAACGAAACCCAUGAAGAUUUUAAGUUAGUGUAUUCUAGAGAUAGGAUUUUUAAACUAGGCAUUUUGUCUA